Messenger RNA from Tarenaya hassleriana, 2322 nucleotides. Its product is annotated as endoglucanase 25-like. Gene Ontology annotation, biological process: carbohydrate metabolic process. The transcript is spliced from 6 exons. The record is from RefSeq and is a predicted model, not a curated record. Bases 159 to 2021 code for a protein of 620 amino acids. Gene Ontology annotation, molecular function: hydrolase activity, hydrolyzing O-glycosyl compounds. NCBI's taxonomy places the organism in Eukaryota, Viridiplantae, Streptophyta, Magnoliopsida, Brassicales, Cleomaceae.
GCUCAUCUUUUUUUUUCCCUCCUACAGCCACAACACAGCUGUUCUUCUUCUUCUUCUUCGCUUUCACCUCCUUCGCUUCUCACUCUCUCCGACACUAUCAUUGGCAGAUCUGCUCGGGAAACGGUGAUUGGAUUCUCGAUCUCUCGGAGACUUUGAGCAUGUACGGACGGGAUCCAUGGGGCGGUCCGCUGGAGAUCAAUGCGGCCGACUCCGCCACCGACGACGAUCGUAGUCGGAAUCUUCAGGAUCUCGACCGUGCAGCGCUGUCUCGACCUCUUGAUGAAACGCAGCAGAGCUGGUUGCUUGGCCCGACGGAGCAGAAGAAGAAGAAGUAUGUUGAUCUCGGUUGUAUCAUCGUCAGCCGCAAGAUCUUCGUCUGGACUGUCGGAACGAUUCUAGCCGCCGGAUUUCUCGCCGGAUUUAUCACCUUGAUCGUGAAAACUGUGCCGCGUCACCACCACAAGCACCCGCCGCCGGAUAAUUACACUGUCGCUCUCCACAAGGCUCUCAUGUUCUUCAAUGCUCAGAAAUCUGGGAAACUACCGAAGCACAAUAACGUGUCAUGGAGGGGUAAUUCUGGCCUGCAAGAUGGAAAGGGAACUUCAGGGAGCUUCUACAAAGAUCUGGUUGGGGGAUAUUAUGAUGCAGGAGAUACCAUCAAGUUCAAUUUCCCCAUGUCUUUUGCCAUGACCAUGUUGAGCUGGAGUGUCAUCGAAUACAGUGCCAAAUACGAAGCCGUUGGUGAGCUUAACCAUGUUAAAGAGAUCAUCAAAUGGGGAACGGACUAUUUUCUCAAGAACUUCAAUAGUACUGCUGAUUCAAUCGAUAGUUUGGUGACACAGGUUGGAUCUGGGGAUACUUCUGAAGGAAGUACAACUCCUAAUGACCAUUACUGCUGGAUGAGGCCUGAGGAUAUCGAUUAUGAAAGGCCCGUGUCUACAUGUAAUGGUGGCUGCUCGGAUCUUGCUGCAGAGAUGGCUGCUGCUUUGGCUUCAGCAUCCAUUGUCUUCAAGGACAACAAAGCAUAUUCCCAGAAGCUCGUCCAUGGUGCUAAGACGCUCUAUCAAUUUGCAAGGGGCCGGAGGGGCCGAUACAGUGCUGGUAAUGCUGAAGUUAGCAAGUUCUAUAAUUCAUCCAUGUACUGGGAUGAGUUCAUCUGGGGAGGGGCUUGGUUGUAUUAUGCUACUGGAAACAAUACCUACCUUGAGCUAAUCACUAAACCCACUAUGGCCAAACAUGCUGGUGCCUUCUGGGGUGGCUCAUAUUACGGCGUAUUUAGCUGGGACAACAAACUUGCUGGUGCUCAGCUGUUGUUGAGCCGGCUGAGAUUGUUCCUAAGCCCUGGAUAUCCGUAUGAAGAAAUCCUGAGGACCUUUCACAAUCAAACAAGCAUAGUUAUGUGCUCAUACCUGCCGUAUUUCAACAAAUUUAACCGAACGCGGGGAGGUUUGAUCGAGUUGAACCAUGGAGAUCCACAGCCUCUCCAGUAUGCUGUAAAUGCGGCUUUCUUAGCAACACUGUACAGUGAUUAUCUCGACGCUGCUGAUACUCCUGGAUGGUACUGUGGACCUAAUUUCUAUUCGACCGAUGUCCUACGCGAGUUUGCAAAAACUCAGAUUGAUUACAUCCUUGGAAAAAAUCCUCGAAAAAUGAGUUACGUUGUGGGUUUUGGCGACCGAUACCCGAAACACGUGCACCACAGAGGGGCUUCAAUUCCUAAGAACAAAGUGAGAUACAACUGCAAAGGAGGAUGGAAAUGGAGGGACAGCAAAAAUCCAAACCCAAACACGAUAGUCGGAGCCAUGGUCGCUGGUCCUGACAAGCGGGACGGGUUCCAUGACAUCCGUACUAAUUACAACUACACCGAGCCGACUCUCGCCGGCAACGCUGGUCUGGUCGCAGCCCUCGUGGCGUUAUCGGGUGACAAAGAUUCUGGUUCCAUCGACAAAAACACGAUCUUCUCCGCUGUUCCUCCUAUGUUCCCAACUCCCCCGCCGCCUCCAGCGCCUUGGAGACCUUAAGAAACUUUACAUUGUUUCCUCUAUUGUUACUCUGUUCACAGCUUCAAUGGCUUGAGGAUGGUGUGAGAAGAAUGAAGAGAUAAACAGAAGAUGGAGCUACCAAAUUACAACUGGAUUUUGGUUUGGUUGGAUAAAUCUGGUCUGAAAGCUAAAAUUAUCAAACAAAACUUGGUCUUCUUUUUCUUUUCUGUUUUUGUUUGAUCUUUUUUUUUUUUGUUCUUUUGAUGUAUACAUAUAUAUUUGUAUCUGUAUCUGUAUAAUAAUGAACCACGUAUUCAUUAAAAAGCAUUGAUUUUUUUUU